Molecule: messenger RNA, 1434 nt
Organism: Tachyglossus aculeatus (Australian echidna)
Lineage: Eukaryota; Metazoa; Chordata; Mammalia; Monotremata; Tachyglossidae
Product: sulfotransferase 1C1-like
Exons: 8
Coding region: 177-1094 (305 amino acids)
Biological process (GO): sulfation
Cellular component (GO): cytoplasm
Molecular function (GO): sulfotransferase activity
Source: RefSeq, a predicted model, not a curated record
CUUCUGGAACACCAAAGUGCCAAGUUCCAGCUGGGGGGAAGAAUCUCCGGCUUGGUAUAGCUGUCUCUUUAAAGCUCAGCAGCACCUUGGCAAAGAGGCCUGGGAUAAGAAGGAAAAAGAGGAGCUGGAAAAAAAUACCACCUUGACAUUCAGGGCUGUUCUCGGAGGGGAGCGUGAUGUCCUCAGGCCAGAUGAAAGAUCUCAGCUUGGAGGACAAACCGUUGCCUCCACCGGAAACCGGAGAAAUAGAUGGGAUUCUAAUGACCAAGACGGUCUGCCAGGAGUGGGACAAGAUCUGGAAUUUCCAGGCCAGACCAGAUGAUCUGCUCAUCGCAAGUUAUGCCAAGGCUGGGACAACAUGGACCCAGGAGAUUGUCGACAUGAUCCAAAAUGAUGGAGACGUACAGAAGUGUCACCGAGCCAACACUUUCGACAGACAUCCAUUUCUGGAGUGGACUCUUCCACCGCCCUUGAACUCUGGGUUGGAUCUGGCUCUGAAGAUGCCCUCUCCCCGAACGCUGAAAACUCACCUGCCCGUCCAGCUGCUGCCUCCGUCCUUCUGGGAACACAAUUGCAAGAUCAUCUAUAUAGCAAGAAAUGCCAAAGACUGUCUAGUGUCCUACUAUCACUUUUCAAGAAUGAAUAAAACGAUCCCUGACCCAGGAACCUGGGAAGAGUACAUGGAGUCAUUCAUGACUGGAAGAGUGCUCUGGGGGUCCUGGUACGAACACGUGAAAGGAUGGUGGAAGGCGAAAGACAAGCAUCGCAUUCUCUACCUCUUCUACGAAGACAUGAAGGAGGACCCAAAGCGUGAGCUCCAGAAAUUAUUGCAAUUCAUGGAGAAGGAUCUACCUGAAGAGACUGUGGAUAAAAUCAUCUACCACACCUCAUUCGACGUGAUGAAGAACAACCCCAUGGCCAACUAUACCACCAUGCCUUUAUCAGUGAUGGACCAUUCCAUCUCCCCAUUCAUGAGGAAAGGGAUGCCCGGAGACUGGAAAAACCAUUUCACGGUGAGGCAGAAUGAGCGGUUCGACGAAGACUACAAGAGGAAGAUGGCUGACACUUCCCUGACUUUCCGCACUGAGAUCUGAGAGCGAGGGAAACAAUUCUGAGGCGAUGGGGAUUGAAAGCCAGAGAACGCCUUUUCCUCCCACUCUCCUGUACCGACCUGGGGUCAUAAUAGCAAUAGUAAUAAUGGUCUUUGUUAAGCGCUUACUAUGUGCCAGGAACUGUUCUAAGCUCUGAAAUAAGCUCUGUGGGGGAGGGGAGUAGCAGAAAAGAGGCCCCCAGAUUUUGAGCCUAUUGUGUGCAUUUGUCUGUGUUGUGUUCUAAUGAUUUCAUCACUCCCGAUGUUUCUGUCUCCCGUUUCCUUCUCCCCACCUUUAUACCUAGAUUGUGAGCACCCCCACAGUGCAAGGGCCACGGCUAAUU